Molecule: messenger RNA, 1091 nt
Organism: Schistosoma turkestanicum
Lineage: Eukaryota; Metazoa; Platyhelminthes; Trematoda; Strigeidida; Schistosomatidae
Source: the annotation of a GenBank genome assembly
AUUCCAAUUUUGUACUUGGCAAUGCACAAAGAAAAUCUUAUCCGAUUGUUUAUUGUUCCGAUGGAUUUUUAUUGUUAACUCAUUAUUCACGAGCAAAUGUCAUGUCACGUAGUAGUGUAUGCCAAUUUCUCUGGGGUUCCGAAACCACACCCACAGUUCGUAUGGAAAUCAAUCAAGCAUUUCAUAAUCAUUAUGAAUAUAGAAAUCGAGUGGUUUUCUAUACACGUACAGGUGAACCAUUCACUUGUGAUUUUACAGUAACACCAAUAAGAAAUGAACGAUCAGAAGUUGUUCUAUUCCUUUGUUGUUAUCAACAAAUAACUAAAGAUUCAAUUUAUUCGAAUAAUAAACAUUUUAAAAUGAAUCAUUCAAAAAUGCAUUCUGUACUUACAUGGGCAUCAGAAUUACCAUUUUCUAAAAGUUAUCUACAAAUGAGAAAUAAUAAUUGUGUAAAGAGUAGUAGUAGUAGUAGUAGUAGUAGUAGUAGUAGUAGUAGUAGUAGUAGUAGUAGUAGUAGUAGUAGUAGUAGUAGUAGUAGUAGUAGUAGUAGUAGUAGUAGUAGUAGUAGUAGUAGUAGUAGUAGUAGUAGUAGUAGUAGUAGUAGUAGUAGUAGUAGUAGUAGUAGUAGUAGUAGUAGUAGUAGUAGUAGUAGUAGUAGUAGUAGUAGUAGUAGUAGUAGUAGUAGUAGUAGUAGUAGUAGUAGUAGUAGUAGUAGUAGUAGUAGUAGUAGUAGUAGUAGUAGUAGUAGUAGUAGUAGUAGUAGUAGUAGUAGUAGUAGUAGUAGUAGUAGUAGUAGUAGUAGUAGUAGUAGUAGUAGUAGUAGUAGUAGUAGUAGUAGUAGUAGUAGUAGUAGUAGUAGUAGUAGUAGUAGUAGUAGUAGUAGUAGUAGUAGUAGUAGUAGUAGUAGUAGUAGUAGUAGUAGUAGUAGUAGUAGUAGUAGUAGUAGUAGUAGUAGUAGUAGUAGUAGUAGUAGUAGUAGUAGUAGUAGUAGUAGUAGUAGUAGUAGUAGUAGUAGUAGUAGUAGUAGUAGUAGUAGUAGUAGUAGUAGUAGUAGUAGUAGUAGUAGUAGUAGUAGUAAUGAAAUGACAUGA